AUGUUCGGCGCAUUAAAUCGCUUCAUCGGCCGGCUAGACGGGGAGCCUGGCCAACAGCCUCGCAACGGCCCCAGUGACAACGCAUUCGGUUUCCAGGUCCUCCGCAACAAAGACCCAGAACUACCUCUAGAGCCAUGGUUUGACUUUAUCGUGGGCAUUAACGGUCAUACAAUUGAAGAUCCGGACCCAAACCUGUUUGCGACAGAAUGCCGAAAUUGCGCUGGGGGAAGCUUGACACUUGAAGUUUGGAGUGCGAAGGGUCAACGAACACACACAGUCACUCAUCCUAUACCGCCAACGAACCCCUCCCUCGGCCUCACGCUGCAGCUUGCCCCCCUCUCUUCUACGCAAAACAUCUGGCAUGUUAUUGCAAUUCCAUCGCCGCUCAGCCCCGCAUACCAAGCCGGUUUGCUUCCUUACUCGGACUAUAUCAUUGGAACCCCCAGCGGGACGUUAAGAGGGGAGUCGGCACUCGGGGAGUUGGUUGAAGAUCAUCUAAAUCGCACACUGGUUCUGUGGGUUUACAAUAGCGAAUUUGAUGUGGUUCGUGAGGUCGAGCUCGUCCCUACGAGGGGCUGGGGUGGCGAAGGCGCCCUUGGUGCAGAGUUAGGAUACGGGGCUCUUCACCGACUACCCAUUGGGCUUGGAGAAGAGGUCGAGGGACCAGGGGAGGUUGUAUUCGAGACACGCGAAGAUGGCACUGCUGCCCCGGUGGGUGGCCCUACAAGCGCUAUCCCGGGAAUGACAGCUCCGUCGGGUAACUUCCUAGUCCCAGCAAAUAUCGUAGCGCCGCCACCCCUAGCCUCCGCUCAAGCAAGAGGUGCAUCGCCGUUACAGAGCAGAUCCCCCGUCGGCCGUCGAGCAGGGAAAUCACGGCCAGUGGUAUCGCCCAACAGAGCCUUUGAUGAUUACUUUGCCGAGGGUGAAGAGAAAAGUCGCGAGCAAGACUAUGCGCCGUCACGGCAUGGUACUCCUCUGCCUCCGCCGCCGAAGAUGGGAGGCCCGCACCCUCACUCGCCUGCGCCGGAAGGAUCACCAGGACCUGCGGAGGAAGAAUAA
Penicillium hordei is the source of this 1059-nucleotide messenger RNA. RefSeq lists its product as uncharacterized. Bases 1 to 1059 code for a protein of 352 amino acids. Lineage: Eukaryota; Fungi; Ascomycota; Eurotiomycetes; Eurotiales; Aspergillaceae. Gene Ontology annotation, cellular component: Golgi apparatus. Gene Ontology annotation, biological process: Golgi organization. The record is from RefSeq and is a predicted model, not a curated record. The transcript has 3 exons. Gene Ontology annotation, molecular function: protein binding.